GCAUUGACAAAUACCCGUUAUUUGCGUUUGUGUGAGAGUCAGUGUUCUUUCUCUUCUCUUUAGCUGCUAGUGUCAAGUGCUAGUGAUUACAAAAAACAAAAAAAAAAAUUCUUCUUUUUAGUGUUUUGGGUUCUUGAAGAAAUUCUUGAGUUGAAUCUUUGGUUUGUUAUUUUUUUUUCUGGGUGUGAUUUGUUUUACAAAUAUUAAUCAAAUUAAAAUUAAAAGAAAGAAAAAACAACAACAUGGUUAUUUCAUCUGAUGAGAACAAUUCCAAUUCCAUCAUGCCCAGAAAAUUUCAAGGAGGGAUGGAUCAAAUGGGUGGUGAAAGAAACGUUGGAAUGAACAGAAGAAGUUUGAGUGUCAUCAAUCAGAAUCUAGUGCAAGGUCGACCUUACCCUUGUGUUGUUAACAAGAGGGUGUUGACUGAUAAACAUGAGAUGUGUGAAAAGAAACAGGCAGAUCCAAGUCAUCGACCCAUCACAAGGAGAUUUGCUGCACGAAAUGCUGGCUCACAGCAAUCUUGCGCUGAGAAAACUAAGAAUUCAAACCCAUCGAAUUCAAUUUCGAACGAGUUCGGAAGCGCCAUAGCUAUUGAUGAUGAACACAAGUCACCAACAGACAAACCAGUUCCCAUGUCUUUAGAGCAAAUGGAACCAAUGCAUAGUGAUUCAGACGAGAUGGAAGAGGUUGAGAUGGAGGAUAUUGAUGGAGAACUGAUUUUGGACAUUGAUAGCUGUGAUGCAAACAAUACUCUUGCUGUGGCGGAAUAUAUUGAAGAUCUUCAUUCUUUCUACAGAAAAAUUGAGUGUAUUGGCUGUGUCUCACCAAACUAUAUGGAAGAACAAUGUGACCUGAAUGAGAAGAUGAGGGCUAUACUAGCUGACUGGCUUAUUGAGGUGCAUGACAAAUUUGACCUCAUGCAAGAGACAUUGUUUCUUACAAUUAAUCUCAUAGACAGAUUCUUGGCCAAGCAAAAUGUAGUAAGAAAGAAACUUCAGCUGGUUGGUCUAGUUGCCAUGCUUUUGGCAUGCAAGUAUGAGGAAGUUUCCGUGCCUGUCGUUUCGGAUUUAAUCCAUAUAUCCGACCGAGCUUACACAAGGAAGGAACUUCUGGAAAUGGAGAAGUCGAUGCUCAAUACGUUGCAGUAUAAUAUGUCGAUUCCAACGGCAUAUGUUUUUAUGAAAAGGUUUCUGAAGGCAGCUCAAGCUGACAAAAAACUUGAGCUGGUAGCUUUUUUCUUGGUAGAGCUAUCUCUUGUGGAAUAUGAGAUGCUGAAGUUUCCACCAUCCUUGGUGGCUGCAGCUGCAGUUUACACAGCUCAAUGCACUGUCAGUGGCUUCAAACAGUGGAACAAGACUUGUGAAUGGCACACAAACUACUCAGAAGAUCAGCUAUUAGAGUGCUCUAUUAUGAUGGUUGGAUUUCACCAAAAGGCAGGGACAGGGAAACUUACAGGAGUGUAUAGGAAGUACUGCUCAGCUAAGUUUAGCUUCACUGCUAAAUGUGAACCAGCAUGUUUUCUUCUUGAGAACAACCAAUCAUAGGAAGAGCCAUGUAUAGAGCUUCUGACAAUACCAUAUUACAUAUACAUGACUUUCAUAUGUGUGUGCUGAUUUUGGGGGGGGUUAAGAAUGAAACAUAAACAGAAACAGCAACUUUGGUUGCUUGUAGGGAAAUGGAAUUAAUUCAUUUCUCAGGCUUUGAGAGGGAGACUCAUCUGAUGUUAAGUUACCUCAUUUAUUUUUGGUUUUAUUUUUAAGUCAUUUUAAUUACUUUGUUAUAUGUUCCAUAAGUGGGCAUAAUAAUUUCAGAACUUUUUUAUAUCUGUAAUUCUCUUUGAACAAAAUAAUGGGAUAUAGACACAAUUGCAUAUUGUCUACUCCA
Messenger RNA from Cicer arietinum (chickpea), 1884 nucleotides. RefSeq names its product G2/mitotic-specific cyclin-2. Gene Ontology annotation, biological process: mitotic cell cycle phase transition. NCBI's taxonomy places the organism in Eukaryota, Viridiplantae, Streptophyta, Magnoliopsida, Fabales, Fabaceae. The record is from RefSeq and is a predicted model, not a curated record. Gene Ontology annotation, molecular function: cyclin-dependent protein serine/threonine kinase regulator activity.